UGGGUGGGGGCUACCGUUUUCUUUUGUAAAAUGUAAGCUGUCACAAUAUAUGAAUUGCUCAUAAAAGCCAAUUAGAUCUAUAGCUGCAUGUAUAUUGGUUUGUCUUGACAAAAGCUACUAGUUAAACAGUAUUUGGGUUAACACACACACACACACACACACACACACACACACACAGAGUCCAGGAGCUCAGCCACAUAAGCUAGUUUUGAGGCAGCAGGUGGAGAGCCCCUAGUCUACGUCAGCCCCUGCUUCCACAGUGAAACGACCUGGCCGGCCCACCUUUGGAGCUAGGGCGCGAACCAGAGAGAAAUCGAUCGUCCCGGCUGCCUAGGCACCCCUCAAACGGUCCAGGAUCCUGCACAUGGCACUGUCCGGAACCUCCGACCCCUCCGGGGAUGAGGCAGGUAGCGAGGAGAUGCCCUUCCUGCUGCGGGCCCUGCAGAUCGCCCUGGUGGUCUCCCUUUACUGGGUCACCUCCAUCUCCAUGGUGUUCCUCAACAAGUACCUGCUGGACAGCCCCUCCCUACAGCUGGACACCCCCAUCUUCGUCACCUUCUACCAAUGCCUGGUGACCGUGGUGCUAUGCAAGGGCCUCAGCAUACUGGCCACCUGCUGCCCAGGCAUCGUGGACUUCCCCGCCCUGCGCCUAGACCUCAGGGUGGCCCGCAGCGUCCUGCCACUGUCCGUGGUCUUUAUCGGCAUGAUCACCUUCAAUAACCUCUGCCUCAAAUACGUCGGUGUGGCCUUCUACAACGUGGGCCGCUCGCUCACCACGGUCUUCAACGUGCUGCUCUCCUACCUGCUGCUCAAGCAGACCACCUCCUUCUACGCCCUACUCACCUGUGGCAUCAUCAUCGGUGGCUUCUGGCUGGGUGUGGACCAGGAGGGGGCUGAGGGCACCCUGUCUCUGCUGGGCACAGUCUUUGGGGUACUGGCCAGCCUCUGCGUUUCUCUCAAUGCCAUCUAUACCAAGAAGGUGCUCCCAGCCGUGGACGGCAGCAUCUGGCGCCUGACCUUCUACAACAACGUCAAUGCCUGCGUCCUCUUCCUGCCACUGCUCCUGCUGCUCGGGGAGCUCCAGACCCUCUGGGACUUUGCCCAGCUGGGCAGUGCCCACUUCUGGGGGGUGAUGACACUGGGCGGGCUGUUUGGCUUUGCCAUUGGCUACGUGGCAGGACUGCAGAUCAAAUUCACCAGCCCGCUGACCCACAACGUGUCGGGCACAGCCAAGGCCUGUGCCCAGACAGUGCUGGCCGUCCUGUACUACGAGGAGACCAAGAGCUUCCUGUGGUGGACCAGCAACCUGCUGGUGCUGGGUGGUUCCUCCGCCUACACCUGGGUGCGGGGCUGGGAGAUGAAGAAGGUUCAGGAGGACCCCAGCCCCAAGGAGGACGAGAAGAGCGCCAUGGGGGUCUGAGCUGCUGUGGGGACCCAGGGAGAAGACCCAGGUGGUUCCAGAGCAGCACAGAAAGCUGCCCUGGUGGCCAGAGGUGGCCUGGCACAGAGUGGGCAUUGCUUACAGACCUGAGGGGAACGCUGUGGCUGUGGCUGUGGCCACUGGGGAAGCCGGUGUUUGAAAAGAAUGUCAGGAAGUUGCCAGACCUGCCUCUCUCCAGAGCACCCCCUCCUGCUCCUCCCAGGGCCUGUCUACCUCCACUUCAUGCCUGGGUUUGGGUUACGUGAUAUCAGUGAAGUGAAGCCUUUGCUCACACUCAGGGGACAUGGGGUAUGACCACAUCACAGCCCACUGAAGGGGACUGGGAAACCCCACAUCCCCAGGCCCUGGGCAGAUAGCAUAGCUUAGGCUCCAGCCUGCUUUGGGAGGGAAAUGUGGGAUGACUGAGGAGAUAGACCAGUGUCCCUUCUCUUCUGCCCCGAUGAGCAGGUCAGAGUCACUUUUACCCAUGACUGACCCUGGCACCCACAGCGGUAACUGGGAAUGAAGUAGAUCAAAAACACCCACCCUCUGCACCCCAUGUUUGCAGUUUCAGAACAUGGGGGAGCUGUAUCUUUUACAGGCUAAGUAGGGUCAUUAACCUUCCCCAACCCAGUGACCCUGCCCCGGCCCCUCUCACAGCCACCCAGCUCAGGGGCCACCCCUUGGAAGCAGAGCUUGAGAGCUGGUUCUCCCCGCUCUGCCUCUCCAGACCCUCUGCGUUGGGUGCUCAGCCCCCCACUCCUGAAUCUGAGCCUCUUCUGUAAUGAAGUGAUAAACCCAUUUUCCUUCCUCCCUGGGGUUGGGACUGAAACAAACUGCUUGUCACAAGCCUUAGUCCCCCAGGCUCCUGUGGCAACAUACCAGAGACCAGGGUGCUGAGGGGCAGAAGCUGGGUUCUCACAGCCCUAGAGGCUGCAAGUCCAAGGUCAAGGCCCAAGAGACUCGUGUCCCCAGCUCAUGGGCAAUGUCUCUCUGAGUCCUCAGUGAUAGGAGCAUAGACUCCUCCCUCAGGCCUCUUCUAACACCGUAUGAACACCAUUCAUGAGGCUCCCCUCUGUCACCUAGUCACCUCCAAAGGGCCCUCCCUCUCUAGGGCAAGGAGUCCAAAGUGAAUUAUGGGUGACACAUUCAGGCCACAGUACCCGUCUGUCAGCCUCUGUACCUCAGGGUGGCUUUCACUCCACCUCCCAUCUUGGGAUAGUUUCUGAUGUUUUUAGUUUCUGUAAUAAAGGCUGGAGAGAGUGGAUCUUCUCUGCUGCCAUCCCUGCACACGCACAAUUCCAAGCGAUUUCAGUGAAGUCAUGGGGGCCUGAUCCCCUGUGGUGUGUGAUUUAAUAAAAAGUCCGAGGAAGA
Molecule: messenger RNA, 2794 nt
Organism: Octodon degus (degu)
Lineage: Eukaryota; Metazoa; Chordata; Mammalia; Rodentia; Octodontidae
Gene: Slc35c1
Product: solute carrier family 35 member C1
Exons: 3
Coding region: 365-1420 (351 amino acids)
Biological process (GO): protein O-linked glycosylation via fucose; GDP-fucose import into Golgi lumen
Cellular component (GO): Golgi apparatus
Molecular function (GO): antiporter activity
Source: RefSeq, a predicted model, not a curated record